AUGGUGCUUGAAAUGCACGAGGAUGAGAUAACGAAUGUGGUCCGCAAAGAGAAAAUCAUAUUAAAAUUAGGGCAGCAUCUCUUUAAUAAGCAUGGCCAUGAUGUCACAAAACAUGAAUAUAUCCGACAAAAGAUGCGUGAGACGGGGCGCCUAGUCCUCCAAGGAAGAAAGAACGGCAAGUUGAAGGAGGUGUCAGAUUUCUUCAUCCCGGCUAAUUUUCCUCAUGUCAUCGAAGCGGUUCACAGUGUGGCUGGCUGGAAUGAGGAAACAAGCACAUACAAAGCUCCAUCUUUAGCCCUGAAGUUAGGGCACAACCUCAAGAAGAUGGCUAACAUUAUUGAAUGUGAGGCAAUGAUGUCCGGUGAUAAGAAUACACUUAGCAAUGUGCAGGCCUUUAAACAAAUCUGCGAUACUAAAUGGAGUGAGUGCGUGUCGUCCCAGGCCCUCCGAAAUUUGAGUGAAGCAAAAUGGAACUCUCCACAACUUCUUCCCUUUGCUGAAGACGUGAAGAAAAUGCACCAGUAUCUGGACAGCCAGAGUAAGGAGCAUCAGACAAAACUUGAAGAAGAACCAAGUAUCAAGCACUGGGCAGAACUUGCGAAGGUGACACUCUGUCAGGUGAUACUUUUUAAUCGUAGAAGGGAAGGAGAGGUAUCCAAGAUGUCCCUUAAUUCUUUUAUAUUGAGGGACACCUCCUCGACUCAUCCAGACGUAGAGCUUGCUUUAUCAGACCUUGAGAAGUCACUUUGUAAGUAUUUCCAGAGGAUUGAAAUAAGAGGCAAACGUGGACGAAAGGUCCCCAUUCUUCUCACACCAGAUAUGGUGACAUCGAUGGAGUUGCUUGUCAAGACUCGCCGUAACUGCGAUGUGCUCGAUGAGAACAUGUUCAUGUUUGGAAGACCACAAGCACUCAGUCACUUCAGAGGAUCAGAUGUUAUUCGUCAGAUCGCUCGAAGCUGUGGAGCAGAACACCCAGCGGCGUUAUCCUCCACGAGACUGAGGAAGCACAUGGCCACCAUGUCCAAGGUCCUUAACUUAAAGGACAAUGAAAUGGAUGACCUUGCUGACUUCCUAGGACACGACAUCAGGGUCCAUCGACAGUACUAUCGGCUACCUGAAGGUACAUUACAGCUGGCCAAGAUAAGUAAAAUUCUUAUGGCCAUGGAACGAGGACAGCUAUCUGAAUUCAAAGGAAGGAAUCUCGAUGAGAUCCAGAUCGAUCCACAAGAGAGAGUACUGAUGGACAGUGAUGGAUCAGACUCUGAGAACGAGAAAGAAAUGACUGAAAAUGAUGCUUCAGAUUCACCUUCAAAUUCAGCAGACAAAUCAAAGAAGUCCACUGCUGAAGUUGGACAACACAAAAAUCAACAACCUCCAAAAGGCAAGAAUGAUAAAAAACUGCAGUUGAAUGACAAGGACUUGGAGGAACCACACACAACAAAGAGAUCUUCACAAAACUCACGGAGAAAGUGGUCUACAGAGGAGAUUGAGGCUGUGGAGAAGACUCUGAUGGACUGCAUCAGGUCAGGAAAGGUUCCUGGGAAAGCUCAGUGUAUGGAGUGCAUUGAAAGCUCCCCAGCAGCACUUCAAGGGAGAACUUGGGAGGGGUGAAAUUUUAUGUUAAGAAUCGUAUUGAUUCCUUAAAGCGAAAAAUGUAACGCAAAAGGUGAAAGGGCCUUUAUCUAGAUGUCUUUCCCACUAUGUUUUUGAAGACAACAAGUUCAUGUUGGUUUCUUCAAGCAAAAAAUUGGUGGAAGGGCCUUUACCUAGAUGUUUUUUUUUCCUGUUUGUUAAAGGCAACAUGUUCAAAAUGUGUUUGCUUACAAAACAAAUUUCAGUACGUUAAUAGAGCUUUCAAGUUAACACACUGACAAGUUAAAUAAGUGUUUAAGAGAAUUAAGAAGUCAGUUUUGUGUUGAGUUUUUGGAUUCACAAAGACAGUGUUAAUGUGAACAGUUGCUGAAGCUGAAAUUGCACAUUUUUAUUUAUAUGCAGCCUGUUGCAUAUUGUGCAAGAAGUAUUGAAUAUUGAAUAAAAAAGUGAUGCAUUUGAUCUAUUCCUCUACUCCAGAGUUUUGUGUACUGUUACAAGCCUAAUAUUUAUAGAAAUAUAUAGAAGUUUGAAUGGCAGGUAUGUGGUGUUUUAAUUCAGAGUGGAUUCCAGUACACACAGAUCAUUAUUAUUUAGACCAUGAUACCCAUGGUGUCAAUGCUCCAUGAACAUUUCUUGCUUGUCAUACAACUUAACUUGUCUUAGUUGUUAUUUGGACAUUUUCAGAUUCUCAAAACUGAAGAAAAUUAGAUGUGUUAAACAGGAAGUGAGGUAAGGCUCGUUUUCACUGUUUACAUCCCCAGAGAAAUGGUCUAUUCAGAAAAAAAUAUAAACUUUUAAACAACUCUUUAAUGAUUGUCCAAACUUAAACUUUGUUGUUAAUCUUAUAAUGGCUUAUAAUUCUUAUAAAAUAAAUCAUCUGUAGAUAAUUCAUAGUAGUGACACCCGAUGGUGGUUUGUGGUAAGACACAAUAGCGACGUCCCCACCAGAAUAGAAAAACCUGACAAAAAUGAAGCUUUUUAAACUUAAGAUUUUUUGAUAAUAAAUAUGAUUUUUUUGGAUAAAAAAAUCCCUCCUGACACCUCUGACUUAAAAUUAUAGAUUUAUUGUAUUUAGAAAUUGCUGUCCCCACAUGUAACCUCCUACUCAUGAGUCCCCGCAAUGUAGCAAAAACAAGUAUGUGUGUGUGUGUGUG
This is a messenger RNA of Cyprinus carpio (common carp), 2747 nucleotides long. RefSeq lists its product as uncharacterized. The record is from RefSeq and is a predicted model, not a curated record. Lineage: Eukaryota; Metazoa; Chordata; Actinopteri; Cypriniformes; Cyprinidae. The transcript is spliced from 5 exons. The coding region runs from base 1 to 1611 and encodes 536 amino acids.